UUGUUCUCUUGUCCUCUAAGUAGGUACUCCUACCGAAAGUCGUCUUGAAUUCUAUCUACCACUUUCACGCUCACACUCUCACUCUCGCCAUCCCUCACACACCCACUCACACACACACUCUCUCUACACCGACACCUCCAACAUUAAUCUUUGAUUGCACAACGAAAUAGUUGAUCGUGGUAAUGCUCGCCACCGCUAGUAUCGGUCCUUACUUGCCAUUGUCACCCACACAUCUUGUCUGUCGAGCCAUUUGAUUUUGCUCCCACCCACCCUCCUACCACAUCUGACACCUCGCCGUCCACUGUCACUCAGUCUCGACGCGUCAACUUCACGACGCUUCUGCUCCUCGUCUCAGCCGUGCUGUCUUUUCUGUCUUCUCAUCAGCAGGUACACCACACAACCGUCACAGACCCAGACUUCGUGAGAGGUGUGAGUUUCUCUGUCCUUCUGCCACCCCCACCUCUCAUCUUCCUCCUCUUCGCGCCUGGCCUCUGCAUCCUCAACCUCCCACACCACCAUUGGUUCUCCUUCCACCUGGUCCACCAACCACCGCUUCGAAUUUCGGUUUCAAUCAUCAACCCGCCGUUAACCCAUCCCACCAUCUCCAACAAUAGUACCCAACUCUCGCAGCCUCGCUCUCGUCCUAUCGUUCUGGCCUCUUGCUGUGUUAUCGCCGUUCACCAAUCCGUGGAACCUGGGGAACCUCUCUAUCCAUCCUUCCCUCCCCACGCCAGCCAACAUCAUCCAUUGCUUUUCAACAACCCUCCCUUGUCAUGACCAUCUCGACUCCCUUUCUGACUGAAUUGUCUCAGACUGCCCUGUCCUCACUCUGAGUCCCUGCUAAACCUCUCUUUGGCCAACUUACUCUACUGCGACCUCCCUUGAAAGACCCGCUUCUCCACCUCCCCCGUUGACGCCCUCAACCCUCUACCAAACCUCUCCAAAAGAAUCUCAAUCCAUCCUCGCCCAUCUACAUGCGACACCUACCGCGUGUUUCUGUUCGCCUUUUGCUGCCGCUUGAUCAGUUGACCAAGACUUGCGAUCCAAAUCAUGGUCGCCAGCCCUGCAGGCCUCAAUGCCGACCAAGGCCCCAUCCUCGAUAAGAAUAAUAUUAUCAAUGUAAGAGAUGGAGAAUCAUUAUACCAGAUAUGUAUUAAGCUGCGCCGGCGGCUGUCUGGCGUCCCCGGCUUCCGCACCUAUAUCGAUGAAAUGGAAGAGCGCGAGGCGGAAGGCCUGACCGACCCUGUUUCCUCUCUGUGGCAAUGUUUUCGUUCGGGCUACCCCCUACUCACCAUCUUCAACGCAUCAAAUCCCGAGGACGGCGAUGUCGUUCUCCCCCCGACUCGUCCGGAAAAGGUCGGCAAAGCCGCAACUGCCUUGUUCCUCAAGUGUUGCAUGCAACAAAUGAAUAUUGCCAGUCAAGACACCUUCAUGCUCACCGAGCUAUUCUCAGACAAUACCACCGGCUUCGUCAAGGUCACAAAAACCGUCAACAAGGUAUUGGACAUCUUGGAAAUGAGUGGCAAAUUGCCCGAGCCCAAUGACAGCGAGGACUCGCGCGAAGGCACCGACAGUGGCGCCAGCCUCAAUGACCAGUCACCCAAGACUAUGACCCGCAGAAUGUAUAUCUUGAAAGAGCUCGUUGAGACCGAAAGACAAUAUGUCCACCAUUUACAGAAUCUGCAGGCCUUGAAGAAGGAACUUGAAGAGGUCGGUGCCCUCAAAGGCGACGCCAUCCACAAUAUCUUUCUGAAUCUCAACAACCUCCUGGAUUUCGCACAAAGAUUUUUGAUCCGCAUCGAACAACAAAACGAGAUCCCCGCUGAACAACAGAACUGGGGUAGACUCUUUGUGCAUUACAAGGACCCUUUUAGACAAUACGAGCCUUUUAUCGCCAAUCAGAGAAGGUGUGAACAGACCUGCCAGCAGGAAUGGGAUACCAUGGUCAUGACGACCAACUCGCCCUUAACCAAACAGAUGCUGGCCAACCCAACUAUCCUCAACGGCUUUCUCCUCAAACCCUUCCAGCGUUUGACCAAGUACCCACUUCUCCUCAAGGAUCUGCAAAGUCAGACAGAGGACCCAGUUCUCAAGGACGACCUCAACAGUGCCAUCGCCAUCAUUCAGGAUGUUCUAAUGCAAGCCGACGCCUCCAUCGACAAGGAGACCAGGGACGAUGCACUGCAGGACUUACAAGAGCGCAUCGAUGAUUGGAAGCAACUUCAAAUCACCAGUUUCGGCGAGCUUUUGCUUCUGGGCACCUUUAAUGUCAUGAAGGACAGUGGAAUGCGAUCCGACGAAAAGGAAUACCAUAUUUACCUUUUCAGUCGCAUUCUAAUCAUGUGCAAAGACGUCAACGCCAACAAGCCCAAAAAUCGCUUGGCGAAUAACAAAGCAUCGAUGAGCUUGCGUGGAAAGCCAAAGAUGAACCUCAAAGGGCGAAUCUACUUCACCAAUGUCACCGCCGUCAGCUCCCAGUCAACGCCCGGCAACUACGCCUUGCAAAUCUCGUGGAAAGGCGAACCUGCGGUGGAGACUUUCAUCAUCAAGUUCAAAAACGACGACACCUUACGCAAAUGGCAUACCAUGAUAGAGACCCAGCGAUCCUCAUGCAUGUUAGAAGCUAGAAACAGAGGAACUUCGGAUACACAGCUCCUCUCUUUACAAGGCAUGACCAUGGAAAACCCCUACCUACAGGAAGAUGAAGAAGACUACAGUCGAGUUUCCGGCACAACUUAUGGUGGCACUGAUGUUAGUGGCUACUCAGAAUUCAGCAUGAGCCGAAACGCUUCAAGUACCAGCCUCCGGUCUAGGUCGGCUACAGGCGGGAGUGGAAGCUCAGGCCCACGCAUGCGCGUUCCAACGUCAGAGAUGAAUGGGCUCUCGCUCAACACACGCGGGCUACCGAUGCAAUCCCCCCAAGAGUACCCAGCAGGCUCAUAUUUCUCGCCCAUCGAACGAGAGUCUACCAUUCACCCGCCAAUGUCAUCAAGGUCGAGCUCUCAGUCUGCAUUUGCGGGUUAUAGCCGUGGUGCAACUCCAGUCAACGGCGGUCCUUAUCGACCUGAAGAAUCCCAUCGGAACACUGCUCCAGCAAUGGCUAGAAACCCCAAUGGUCAACCUACCGGAAACCCAUACUUGAACAACGGUCGAAGUCGUGGGCCCUCUAGCGCUGGCGGCAUGGGCCCGCCUCGGAUGCGAUCUGCGAGUAGCCCAGAUGUUCAACCCAUCAUUCAAGGCCGGAAGUAUGUAUCAGGUGAACAUGCUCCAUCUGUACCACCAAUCCCGGCGCACGUAAAACAGAUGAGCGGUCCAAACCGCAGCCAAAACAAUUCCCCUAUCAAUAGACCGCCGUCGCGUGGAGGAACCCCUCAUCAGGUGUAUGGUCUUCCAACUAGCCAGCGACCAGCGGUGCAGAAUGGUUACAGCUACGAUGCUGGCUAUGGUGGCCAUGACCCCAGGAAACCGGGUCAUCAACCAUCCUUGUCACAGAGUCGACCAUUUUCUCCACCGGUGUCGUCGCCAUCCAGUGAGGGCGAUGGUUAUUUACCCAGUCAACUAAAGGCCAAGGUAUGCUUCGAUGAAAAUUAUGUGUCGAUGAUCAUCGCCACAAACAUCCAAUUCCGUUCCCUGGCUGAGAGGAUUGAUGCCAAACUCGCACGAUUUACCAGCCAUUCCAUCUCUUCAGGAUCGGUCCGCUUAAGGUAUCGGGACGAGGAUGGCGACUAUCUCUUGAUUGAUACCGAUGAUGAUGUGCACGAGGCACUCUUGGACUGGCGUGAGAAUCAGGCAUCCACUGCCAGUGCGCAGAAUGCAGAGUUACUACUCUUUGCCCACGUGGUCUCUAACAACGAACCGCCUUCUGUGACAUAAGAGUGAUUGUCCUCUGCAAAACAGCAACACUGAGUAGAUGAACCCCAGUACUCGGUGACGAGGCGCUGUCCCAGCAACUGCCAGCGCUGCCCAAUGCAUGACCGGUAGAUUAUCGAUUCAUGCAAGGUGGCAACAAAAACAAAUUUGAAAGGAACGUUCGACAUGAAGAUUACGAAAUGACGGUUAAUGAGGUUGGAUAUGACAUUAUAAGCCCUGAAAGGGUUCGAUCAGUGGUGAUUUGACCAUGGCUCGCAGCGAGACCAUGGAGAGGGAAGGCGUCGGGGCGUGAAUGUGAACGUGAACGGGCACAACACGGCACGGAAAUGGGAGUUGAUGGAGUUUUUACAUUGCAAUAGCAGGAGGCAGGGUUGAAAAGUGUUCAAGCAUGGCGGACGGUGGGCAGCGGACCUUGGCGCUGGCGAAUUGAGAUGGAUGGCAUCGCAUGGUAUGCAUGGUCUUUGUUCGUUCUUCCAUCCCAUCAUCCAUCUAUCCACCUUUGGCAUUCUCAAUCGCAUCCUCUCUGCUUUUCCUCCCUCGUUCCAGUCGGUCUAUCAGAAACUUCUUGCCUUUAGUGGAGCAUUUGGAAAGCAGUGUCUACGCAACAUGUGACCUCGUACUAGAUAGCUUGCUUGUGUAAACAUGAACAUGGCCCUUGAUAAAACGCAGUUAUUUUUCUCAAUUGGUCUUGUC
Messenger RNA from Exophiala mesophila, 4563 nucleotides. RefSeq lists its product as uncharacterized. Gene Ontology annotation, biological process: septin ring organization; establishment of cell polarity; intracellular signal transduction. Lineage: Eukaryota; Fungi; Ascomycota; Eurotiomycetes; Chaetothyriales; Herpotrichiellaceae. Gene Ontology annotation, cellular component: nucleus; mating projection tip; cytoplasm. Gene Ontology annotation, molecular function: guanyl-nucleotide exchange factor activity; protein binding. The transcript is spliced from 2 exons. The record is from RefSeq and is a predicted model, not a curated record. The coding region runs from base 1051 to 3873 and encodes 940 amino acids.